Messenger RNA from Nerophis lumbriciformis (worm pipefish), 1050 nucleotides. Lineage: Eukaryota; Metazoa; Chordata; Actinopteri; Syngnathiformes; Syngnathidae. The record is from RefSeq and is a predicted model, not a curated record.
AUGGAGCAAGUUAAUCAGACUCUGCAGAGUGUAGAAAUCAACUCUACUCGCUGUCCAUCCAUCGAUGACUUCCGGAAUCAAGUUUACACCACAAUCUUCUCCCUCAUCACGGUGAUUGGCCUGGCUGGAAAUGGCUUUGCCCUGGUGGUGCUGAUCCGAACGUACCAUCCUAAUUCUCCUUUCCAAUUCUACAUGCUGAAUCUCAUUGUGUCCGACCUGUUGCUCGUCAGCACUCUGCCCAUGCGGGUUGUUUAUUACGUCAACAUAGGACAAUGGAACCUGGGCGAUUUCCUAUGUCGCAUUAGCUCCUGGUCCCUUUAUGUCAACCUCUACUGCAGCAUUUACUUCAUGACGGCCAUGUCCGUGACACGUUUCGUGGCCAUUGUCUUCCCGGUGCAGAACAGACUGAUGGUGACAAUGAAAUGUACGCGCCUGGUUUGUGUGACUAUUUGGAUUUUCAUCUGUCUCGUAUCGUCCCCCUUCCUCACCUUUGGCCAGAAAUUUGAUCCAUUAACUAAUAAGACAAAGUGCUUUGAACCUCCGAUGGGUCAAAAUGUGUCAAAAGUAUUCUUAUUGAACAAUUUGUCUUUAGUGCUGGGUUUUUUACUCCCUUUUCUUAUUAUACUGCUCUGCUAUGCUGGAAUUAUUUACACCUUACUUUACCGCACAAUGGGGGUGGGGCGUCAGCAGGAGACAGGCCCAAAAGCCAUUCGAUUGAUCGUCAUUGUCUUGCUGACUUUCUUAUUUUGCUUCACACCAUAUCAUGUGCAACGCUCCGUUCAUUUACACUUCUUGUCGCGGCCUCACACUUCCUGUUCUCAAACGGUUUCUAUGCAGAAGUCAGUUGUAGUGACACUGUGUCUCGCAGCAGCCAAUACGUGCUUUGACCCGUUGCUUUACUUUUUCUCUGGAGAAGCUUUUCUCAAGCGUCUUUCUUCUAUGCGCCCGUCACGAUCAACUGGCACCCAUAACAACUCUGUAAGGCAAAAUACAGAAACUGAAAAUAACCAACAGCUCAAUGCCACUGCUUGUAUACCCAAUGGACAAUGA